Molecule: messenger RNA, 1491 nt
Organism: Penicillium malachiteum
Lineage: Eukaryota; Fungi; Ascomycota; Eurotiomycetes; Eurotiales; Aspergillaceae
Exons: 2
Coding region: 1-1491 (496 amino acids)
Source: RefSeq, a predicted model, not a curated record
AUGUUAAAUUUUUGGGCUUUGGUUGCAGUAGCCCUGUCAGGAACUGCUAUUGCACUGCCUGUAGCUGAUGAUGCAGGAGCCUUGCUUCAGCCUCGCGACUUUUGCUUGCUUGAGGUCAUUAUUGUGGAUUUACUCAUGCUAGAUUCAAAGGCCGAUGCUUUCUGUACUAGUGUGCUGGACAUCCAAACAUCUACAAAGACUGUCACAGUCACCUCUACUCCUCCAACCACCACUGCAACUGCCACCGCAUUUACCACCGCUACCGAGACAACUACAACGACGCAGACUCUCACUUUAAUCGCUAGCGACCUCUUCACGGCGACUGAAGUUGACCUUAUUACGGUCCCAGUCACUCAGACUACUGACAUAACUGAGACUGUGUCGACUACAGUGACUGUUGACGAAACCGACACAGCUACUGUUACCGAUGUGCUUUCAGUGACAGUCACUGAUACAGUGCCCUAUACUGUCACUACAGUUGUCACUGCCACCUCAACUGAUAUUAUCUAUGACCGCCGAGAUUUGAAUCAGAAGCGUGCAAUUGCAACUCCAUCCUGUCUAAAAGCUGAAAGUGAUGCCUUCAUCACUGAAGUUUGCGAGUGCUUGCACCUAACUACACCUACUGUGACAACCACCACGACUCUGGUGAAGCCUUCCCCUGUUAUCACGAUUACAGAGACCCUUCCUGUCACAAUCACCGAGACCGACGGCGCAUCCGUCACCAAUUUCAUUACAACCGAUAUUACAAAUACCAACACUGAGACCUCUACUAUUAUUACCACCAUAAUCGAGUCUUCAUUCUUUACAGACGUGGAGUCUAGCUCAACCACUCUCGACUUCACUGCAUAUGUUACUGUGGAUGCAACAGUCACAGAAACUGCCACUGCAAUCAGUGAUAUCGUCCUCUCUGUGACAACCGAGGCCGUUGUGACCUCCACUCACACCUGUACCGCGCUCACGAUCGAGAAAUUUAUCAUCGCAGACACGGAUCAGACCACAACUGCCGAAUCAAAUUUCUAUUCUGGAAGUAACAUCGAUAUCGACACAAAUGACCUUUUCGGACCUUUCACCAACCCCUACCCUUCCACUGACUCUUGGUAUGGAGUCACUCCCAGUGUAUCGAUGCUUUUCACCUGUGAUAGUGAGCAACGUGUUUUUGUCAGCUACAAGAAUGACGGUGCCUUCAAUAUCGUUCCUGGAGCUAUGAGUCUAUCGAUCGAUACCUCCAGUAUUCUUUCAGCUCCUCCGACGGAUGAUGCCACGAUGCAGAUUUACGCUGUUAUAUGGGGUAAGGGUCUGAUUACUGACAUUAGCGUUUACGACACACUAUAUGAGUACUAUGUUAAUGGUGAUGAGUUUGAAUGGUCAAAUGACUUCUUUGGAACUGAUACUUGGGUGGGCAUGAAGAAAACCGGCGCUAUCUAUUAUCUUGAUGCUAGUGGUGACUUGCAGGUUUUGCUCGGAAGAGAGAGUACUUAUGGCACAUUUUAA